AUGGAGGACAAGAAAGUUCUUCAUUUUGUGCCAUCUGAGACCCCAGCAUCUGGAUGUUCUAAGAAUGGAUACGCCUUCAAAGAGAUGGAACUGCGAGAUGAGGGGAAGGAGGAGUGUGAGACUGGGAAAGAGGGAUGUUCAGAAUCUCACAACUCUUCCCUCUAUGACAGUCACAUCCAGCUGGGGUUUCCAGAUACAGACACCCCAGGAUUUGGCCUCCUCAACACAUCCAGAAAAUAUGUGAAGUUGAUGAACUUCCAAGAGGAAGUGAGGGCUCACCGUGAUCUGGACAGCUUCCUGGCUCAGGCCAGCAUCCUCUUGGAUGAGAAAGCUGCCUCUCUGGAUGAGGUGUUGCGGCGCAUGUUGGACCAUAUAACCAAAGACGGGCAAGGCACCUAUAAUGUGGAGGAGGUCAUGAAUAACCUUUUCACAGAUGCCGGGGGUCAAGAGGCGAAUGUCCAUCUACUGGCUGAAACUAUUCAGGGAGUGACAGCGACAGCCACUGGUGUACGCUACCAGCAGUCCUGGCUAUGUGUGCUCUGUAAUGUGAAGAGUCUUCAGAGGCGCUGCGUGUGUAUUGCACGUCUUGAGCGCCCGCAGAAUUGGGGGGUCAACUGCUGUGAGGUCCGCUAUGUCAUCCUCAUCCUGGCUCCACCCAGAACGAAAAGCACUAAGACUGCAAUCGAGCUGGCUCGAACAUUUGCCACCAUGUUCUCAGACAUGUCCUUUAGACAGAAACUUCUGGAAACCAAGACUCAAGAGGACUUCAAGCAGGAACUGGUGCUCCAGAGGCAACAGCUCUCUAUUGCUGUUCAGAGACCAUCUAUGGUGGAGGAGACUGAUCCACACAGCAACAAACCACUGAAGGUGAUGGAUUUUCUCCGAGUUGGCCGGGGUAUUUAUGAGGAUCUUUGUCGUAGGCUUCCUCUUUAUAUCUCAGACUACACUGAUGGUAUCACGGAUCCUAACUCUGUGCUGAAGUAUGUCACCACUGCCAUCUUCCUCUACAUUGCCAUCCUGCUGCCAGCCAUCGCCUUUGGCUCUCUUAAUGAUGAGAGCACACGCGGAGAAAUCGAUGUACAGAGGACCAUAAUAGGUCAGAGCAUUGGAGGGAUUAUCUACUCGAUCUUUUCUGGCUCUCCUUUAGUCAUCCCCUUGACCACAGCACCUUUGGCAAUCUUCAUCAGCGUGAUCAGGGGCAUCUGUGAUGACUAUGACUUGGACUUUGCUGCAUAUUAUGCCUGUAUUGGCCUGUGGUGUGGACUCUUCCUCAUCCUUGGGGGCAUCUUCAAUGUCAGCCUGUUUAUAAGGCUCCUAAAACGCUCAACGGAGGAAAUCUUCGCUCUUUUCAUAGCUAUUGCCUUUGUGGGGGAUGCAGUAAAAGGCACUGUCAAAAUUUUUGAGAAGUACUAUCAUGAUCCAACAAUAGUCAAUGGAAGUACAGAGGAACUGCAUCGCUUAAGUGAACUACUCCAAAAGGCGGGGAAUAGCACAGAAACUGGGCAUAUCUCAAUGCCUGAAAUGCUCAUUGUGUGCACUAGAGAGCGCCCUAUACUCUGUCUUCUGCUCAUGCUGGGAACAGUGUGGCUGGGAUAUGUCCUUUACCUCAUCAAGAGGAGCCCAUUUCUCCAUGCCAAAGUGAGGGAAGUAGUAUCUGACUGUGCCUUGCCAAUCUCUGUGGUCAUAUUUUCAUUUGUGGGCUCCUACCUGUUUAUUGACAUAAAACUCCCAGUGUUUAACUACCACAAUGGCCCAAUGUUCAAUGUGGCACCCUUUAACAAACUCACAGGCUUGAAUGCUCUGAGUGCAUUAGGCCUGGGAUUUCUGCUCUUCCUUCUCAUCUUCAUUGAUCAGAAUAUUGUGGUGUCCCUCACCAAUGCCCCCGAAAACAGAUUGUUGAAAGGAACUGCAUAUCACUGGGAUCUGAUGCUUGCUGGCUUCAUCAACAUCCUCAUGUCAGUGGUUGGGUUGCCAUGGAUGCAUGCUGCCAUCCCUCACUCCACUUUACAUGUGCGACAGCUAGCCCAAGUGGAACAACGUGUGGAAGGGGGACACCUUUAUGAGACAAUUGUCAGUGUGAAGGAGACUCGUCUGACCUCAUUGAUUGCCAACAUCCUGAUUGGGUUGUCAGUGUUCCUGCUGCCAGUUCCCCUGCAGUGGAUCCCAAAGCCUGUUUUGUAUGGUCUCUUCCUCUACAUUGCCCUCACUUCCAUUGAUGGGAAUCAGAUGUUUGACAGAAUGGCUCUACUACUCAAGGAGCAGACCUCCUACCCCCCCACCCACUACAUCCGCAGAGUCCCCCAGAGAAAAGUGCACUACUUCACUGGCCUGCAAAUGAUUCAGCUGACCAUCCUGUGUGCGUUUGGCAUGUACCCACUGCCAUACAUGAAGAUGAUCUUCCCACUACUGAUGAUUCUGCUUAUUCCUGUCAGGAACGGCCUACUGCCGAGAAUAAUUGAAGCCAAAUACUUGGACAUAAUUGAUGAGCACAUGUGA
This is a messenger RNA of Chanos chanos (milkfish), 2496 nucleotides long. RefSeq names its product sodium bicarbonate transporter-like protein 11. The transcript has 20 exons. Gene Ontology annotation, cellular component: basolateral plasma membrane; plasma membrane. NCBI's taxonomy places the organism in Eukaryota, Metazoa, Chordata, Actinopteri, Gonorynchiformes, Chanidae. Bases 1 to 2496 code for a protein of 831 amino acids. Gene Ontology annotation, biological process: transmembrane transport; monoatomic ion homeostasis; monoatomic anion transport. Gene Ontology annotation, molecular function: solute:inorganic anion antiporter activity. The record is from RefSeq and is a predicted model, not a curated record.